UUCUUUCUUUCUUUCUUUCUUUCUUGUUUUAUAUAUAUAUGUAUGUAAAGUAUGAUACAACAUGAUUCAUUCAACUCAAUCAUAUUUACCAUGGUCUUCAAUAUCUCUUGAUGAGGAAGAAGACUUGUCUACAUAUGAUUCUACCGUCGCUCUUACACCUCCUGAUACUCCACUUGAAUAUAAACAACCAUUUUAUAUAUCAGACCCUUGUGAAAAAGACCAACCCUAUUAUUAUCAACAACAACAACAACUAUUACAGAAUAUACCACCUACUAUCAGUAUCUGUUUGAAUGACUAUGGACUUCGUCUCGAUACCAACUUUACGGAUAUUGCUCGUUUAAGGAAUUAUCUUUUAUCCUUUGUUAUGGAACCAACUUCACCUUCCUCAUCAACUACAACUUCAUCAACCUCAUCCGGUCAAUUAGUACCUCGCAACAAACGAUACCGCAACAAACCUGUCAAUCUAUUUCAACGGUUCUAUGAACUAGGUCAACUAUACAUCAAUGGAGGAGGUUCUGAAUCUAUACCCAUGUUUUUUCAACAAAUGCUUCUCAGACAACAGACAGUGUUUGCUUGUAUUCAUACUUACUUUGAUUGUUGGGUUCGAUAUUUCCCUGUCUUCCCUAGGCAACAAAUCCUGGCAAUCAUGGAUCAACCAAGAGGAUUGGAUUCCGUUAUCGUCAAUGCUAUUGCUUGUUUUGCACUCAAACAUAUGUUUGCUCAUCAUCAAUAUCCACCCGCUUUGGAAGGUAUGCGACGUGAUCCUACCAAGAUACGCGAUAUGGAAGAAUUCUUUUUCAACGCUGCUAAGCACACUUUGGAACAAGUACUUUUUGAUGAUGAUGACAAUGCUAUCACUCGAUUCGAUAUUAUGGGGAUCAUCUUGAUGAGCUACAGAGUGGAUAGAAAAAAGAAAGCGAUUUAUAUGUCAAUGGCGGUUCAAGCUCUUCAAUCUCUACAAAUUCGACCAGGGGAUGAUGAUGAUGAUAACAAGGAUGAUAUUUGGAAAGCCGAAUUGGAUACACGACUCUGGUGGAUGGCUUGGAUGAAUGAUUUUGCAGUAUCAUCUUCUGGUAGCUCGACAACUAUGCCUUUUUAUUUGCAAGAUGAUAAUGAAUCAUCUCGACGUAUACGGGUUCCACGGUUAUGGUCAUUUGAUUGCGACGGUGCAUCCGAAUAUGGUAUCCUGGUCAAUGAACAUUGUCUCUCGAUAUGGCGAAUGCAAGCGGAUAUUGUACAACAUCACUAUACUUCAACAAGUGAUGAUAAUACGGCUGUCGAUUACGAUUUACUAGCUACCUUCGACUCUCAACUAGAUCAAUUUUUACAACAUUUACCUUCAAAUUUACAAUCCAAUGUACCCUAUGAUGCAAGCGCUAUUUCCCUUGUUCGUGCACGUGUCCAUCUGGAAUUCAAUGCCACUCGGAUCAUCUUACAUAAACUCUAUAUUCCUGAUGAUGAUAAUUAUCUCAUGGAUGCUACUCAUUUUCUUCAAUGGCGAUCUCUCAACAUUUGCUUACAAGCAGCCUUGGAUCAGUUGACUAUUUUCCACCACUGUAUUAUGGAUUAUCCUUUGGUAUUACGAUGUGGAUUUGAUCGAGACGAAUUAUGGCGUGCGGCUGAAAUUAUCUCGGUAGCAUUGGACUUUUUGGAUCGAAUACAAGAUAAUAGUAGUAUCAGGCAACGGAUUUUAUACCAAGUAGGGACCAAGGACACUUUAUUACAAGCUUUGCAAUCCUCUCUGACAUUAGUACAACAUACAUAUGAACUACGAGAAUGUAACAACAGCAACUUUCGACAAUUGGAAGAAUGGCUUAUGGAACGUAUUCAGUAUCACAACAAAACUAAGCAUCACAGAAAACCUUGUAUGAAAAAACGAAAAUCAUCAGGUCAACAAAUCUCUUUUUCUACAAAUGUCCUCCAACAUAAUUCUGACAUCAAGCAUCGAACUCCUCCCAAAACCCGAUUCCGUUACUUUAGUCCCAAGCAAAGCAAUGGUCUUUUAUUUAUUGAUGAAAAUCCCAUGCAUCGAUGAAUCCUUUUUUUUUUUUUUU
This is a messenger RNA of Halteromyces radiatus, 2054 nucleotides long. RefSeq lists its product as uncharacterized. Lineage: Eukaryota; Fungi; Mucoromycota; Mucoromycetes; Mucorales; Cunninghamellaceae. The coding region runs from base 62 to 2035 and encodes 657 amino acids. The record is from RefSeq and is a predicted model, not a curated record. The transcript has a single exon.